UUCAUUACCCUUUCUUUUCUCUGUUUUGUGUUUCAUUACUUUCAUCUUUCAAUCAUAACCUCUUCCAAUGUUAAAAAUUACGAAACCAAUAGGCAACAUAAAUUAAAAAGCAUUGUACUACUGUGUUUUGUUAGUGUUACUGACAAUCUGAUAAUUUAGGAUAAUUUAUGUUAACGGUUUAUAAUCUGUACUGGAAAUUUUGUGUUGUAUAGAUAAACAAAAUUCGUUAGUCAUGAUUAGUAAACAAAAAUUUUUGCAUUUAGGAAAAGAGUUUUUGAGGUUACAAAGUUUUUCGUCAAACAUGAAUGCAAAAACAGGAAUUGUCCUACUUAACAUGGGAGGUCCAGAGCGAAUUGAGCAAGUUCAUGAUUAUUUGUAUAAAAUUAUGACUGACAGAGAUAUGAUACAGCUGCCAAUAGCACAAGACAUAUUGGGCCCUUGGAUAGCAAAACGAAGAACACCAGCAGUUCAAAAAAAGUAUGAAGAAAUAGGAGGAGGUUCACCCAUUCUUAAAUGGACAAAGUUGCAAGGCAAACUUUUAUGUGAAAAAUUAGACAAAAUAUCUCCGCAGACAGCUCCACACAAGCCGUAUGUUGCUUUCAGAUAUGUUCCACCUUUCACUGAAGAUGCCUUUAUAAAGCUACAAAAAGAUGGAAUAGAACGGGCAAUACUGUUUUCUCAGUAUCCUCAGUUUAGUUGUGCCACGUCAGGGUCCAGCUUCAAUGAAAUUUAUAAAUUUUUAAAGAACAGAACUAUUCCAAAUGGAUUCAAACUGAGUAUCAUCGAUAGAUGGCCUACCCAUCCACUUUUGGCAAAGUGUUUUGCAGAUCUUAUUAGGAAAACAUUACAACAAAUCCCUGAAGACAAACGAAAUAAAGCUAUAAUUUUAUUUUCGGCACAUUCUUUACCUUUAAAGGCUGUCAAUCGUGGCGAUGCGUAUCCCUCAGAGGUAGGUGCCACAGUUCACCAAGUAAUGCAAGAACUUAAUUUCUCUCACCCCUACCAACUGGUCUGGCAGUCCAAAGUUGGUCCAUUGGCUUGGUUGGGACCUAUGACCGAUGAGGCUAUUAAAGCCUACGUUAAACAAGGGAAAAAGGUUUUGGUUAUUGUUCCCAUCGCUUUUGUAAAUGAACAUAUCGAAACCCUACACGAACUUGAUAUUGAAUACUGCAAGGAACUGGCUGAGGAGGUGGGAGUAGAAAUCAUUUUGCGAGUACCAACACCCAAUGACCACCCACUGUUCAUAGAGGCGCUUUCAGAUAUUGUGUUAACUCAUUUAAGGAACAAGAUACCAGUUUCGAAGAAAUUUUUGAAUCGUUGUCCUCACUGUGUCAAUGUCAGCUGCUUAAAUAGCAAAAAAUGGUUCUCUGAAAUUUGUUCAUUGUAAAAUUUCGAAUACUUGGAAUAUUUAUUAUUGUUAUAGAUGUUUGUUGGGACCCAAUAAAUUUUUUUUUUAC
Anoplophora glabripennis (Asian longhorned beetle) is the source of this 1457-nucleotide messenger RNA. RefSeq names its product ferrochelatase, mitochondrial. The record is from RefSeq and is a predicted model, not a curated record. The coding region runs from base 233 to 1387 and encodes 384 amino acids. Gene Ontology annotation, molecular function: protoporphyrin ferrochelatase activity. The transcript is spliced from 7 exons. NCBI's taxonomy places the organism in Eukaryota, Metazoa, Arthropoda, Insecta, Coleoptera, Cerambycidae. Gene Ontology annotation, biological process: heme biosynthetic process.